AUGGCAUUGGCGGCUUGGCCGGGUUUGAGACUCGACGUCAUCGAAGACGAAGUUCAGACAUGCAGCGGGCUCUUUGGGAACGACGCUCUUCGCUCCUCGUACAUCCACUCAUUCCCUUGUCGUCAUGUCACACAACGACCAACAGUGGGGUUCCCAGCCCCAAGCUGCGCCACAAUACCAACCACCCUAUCACCCAGGGCAGUCUCAGCCUAUGGGUCGGAUCCCAAAUCCCCAUACGAAGGAGACCGUUUCAAGCCCAAGACAAGGAUCAAUGAUCCGAUUUUCCUGAUACUUUUCUUGGCUCAGUUCAUAGGAUAUUGUAUACUCUCAGGCAUUGUCCUAUCCAAUUGGUCGUCUCAAAAUGGAUUGGGAGGCGGUGUAGGCAGAGGUAAUACUGGGACCAGCAUCACUUUGAACCGGAGCACCGCAUAUCUGCUUCUAUUUGUUGCUGGCUGUGGCCUUUUGCUCUCUACAGUCUACCUUUUGCUCGCACGAAUGUUCACAAUGCUUAUAAUGCAUAUAACGCUUAUUCUCACAAUCUUGCUCAAUAUUGGUGUAUGCAUCUAUUAUUGGAUUACCGCGUACUACUCCGGAGCGAUUAUAUUCACAGUGAUAGCUCUAUUCUCAAUAUUCUCGUACUUUGGGUUCAGGUCACGUAUUCCUCUUGCGUCCUUGUUGCUUCAAGUUGUCAUGGACGUCAGCAAACACCACAAAUCGGUGUAUGGCAUGGCAUUCAUAAGCUUGCUCAUCCAAGCAGGUUUGAGCGUAUGGUAUUCGUUUGUUGUCAUCGCAGUUUAUUCAAAGUGGACGCCUGGCAAUCCUCAAUGCAAUCAGGGUACAGACUGUUCGUCUGGGAAAGUCGCUGGCCUCGUGUUUUACGCGACGUUCUCGUAUAUUUGGACUUCAAUGACGCUGGGUAACGUUGUCCUAGCCACUCUUGCGGGUGGUCCUUUUGGGAGCUGGUAUUACUUCGGCCCCCGCGAAGAAGGCGUAAUGCCAAAGCAUCCCACUAUGGCGGCACUCUUUCGCGCGUCCACCUUGUCCCUCGGUUCCAUCGCAUUCGGCUCCCUCAUCGUGACCAUUUUGGAAAUCAUACGCUUAAUUCUGCAAGCAGUCAGGAACAAUGCUAAUUCAAAUGGUCACCCCAUCGAAAUGGCCCUGGCAUGCUGCGCAGAAUGUUUCAUCGGGUGCAUCGAGGGACUGGUACAGUACUUCAAUAGAUACGCGUAUAUUGAGAUUGCUCUGUAUGGAAAGCCUUACAUCACUGCCGCUAGGGACACCUGGCGCUUGUUCAAAGACCGAGGGAUAGACGCGUUGGUGAAUGAUUCCUUGGUCAGCAUGGUGCUGACGUGGGGUGCAUAUGCCGUCGGCAUGCUGUGCUCACUCUUCGGUUAUCUUUACCUUCGCUUCACACACCCGUCCUACAACUCAGACGGGCAGUACACAGCUCCUGUCCUUCUAUUCUCGUUCUUGAUCGGCGUACAGCUACACUUGACGCUUGCCUCAGCCAUCGAGGCGGGGGUAUCCACGAUUUUCGUCGGACUUGCCGAAGACCCGGGGGUAUUGGCUAUCCGUGCUCCUCAACUUUUUGGUAUGAUCGCCGAUCGCUAUCCUCGUGUCGUUGAGGGAAUUUCAAGGGUGUGA
Messenger RNA from Heterobasidion irregulare TC 32-1, 1644 nucleotides. RefSeq lists its product as uncharacterized. Lineage: Eukaryota; Fungi; Basidiomycota; Agaricomycetes; Russulales; Bondarzewiaceae. The transcript is spliced from 19 exons. Gene Ontology annotation, molecular function: transmembrane transporter activity. The record is from RefSeq and is a predicted model, not a curated record. Gene Ontology annotation, cellular component: plasma membrane. Gene Ontology annotation, biological process: transmembrane transport. Bases 1 to 1644 code for a protein of 547 amino acids.